Molecule: messenger RNA, 9890 nt
Organism: Chelmon rostratus (copperband butterflyfish)
Lineage: Eukaryota; Metazoa; Chordata; Actinopteri; Chaetodontiformes; Chaetodontidae
Gene: hipk2
Product: homeodomain interacting protein kinase 2
Exons: 15
Coding region: 286-4017 (1243 amino acids)
Biological process (GO): peptidyl-serine phosphorylation; intrinsic apoptotic signaling pathway in response to DNA damage by p53 class mediator; peptidyl-threonine phosphorylation
Cellular component (GO): PML body; cytoplasm; nucleus
Molecular function (GO): ATP binding; SMAD binding; transcription corepressor activity
Source: RefSeq, a predicted model, not a curated record
GUAGAGACCUGUCACCGUGGCUCAUCCUCCGAGCCUCCAGAGACGCGCCGCAGGUGGGACUCGAGCCGCACAGCCUCUCCUCCGCCGCUUCGCUCGCAUCGGAGCCUCCGUCUGAACACGCCUGGAUAUGAAUUAUGAGCAUUUUCCUCACUAAUGAACUGGGCCAGUAAUGCAGGAGACCGCGGCGACUCUCUCAUCGGCGUUUCAAGAUGGCAGAUUUUCAUUGAGUUUUGAACAGAAAUCUCGCUUUAUUUUUUGCCAUGAAUAGCAGAAAUCCUUGCACCGAUGGCCCCUGUAUACGAAGGUAUGGCCUCGCAAGUGCAAGUGUUCUCCCCUCACACUCUCCAAUCAAGUGCCUUCUUUAGCGUGAAGAAACUGAAGGUGGAGCAGAGUUGUAACUGGGAUAUGACAGGGUACGGCACACACAGCAAAGUCUACAGCCACAACAGCAGCAAGAACUUGUCGGCCGCCAGUGGCCCCCUCGGCAUCAACAGCUCUCUGCAGGUCGCCAGCUCCACACUGCCCUACGAGCAGGCACUCAUCUUCCCAGCCAGCGCCGGCCACAUUGUGGUCGCCUCAGCCAGCAGCACUUCGGGGACCGUGGGGUCUCUGCUGGGCAGCGGGGGUGGAGGCAGCAGCAGCAACAGCAGCGGUGGUGGAGGUGGCGGCGGCGGCAGCGGUUUGGGUGGCGGGGUUGGCGUUCACAACCUGACGCGCCGCAGCACGGUCAGUCUUCUGGAUACCUACCAGCGAUGUGGGCUUAAACGCAAGAGUGAGGAGCUUGACAACAACAGCAGUGUGCAGAUCAUUGAGGAGCACGGCCCACCGAUGAUCCAGAACGGAGCGGCCAGCGGAGCCACGGUGGCUACGGUGGCCACCGCCACCUCCACAGCGACGUCAAAGAACAGUGGCUCCAACAGUGAGGGGGACUACCAGCUGGUGCAACACGAGGUGCUCUGCUCCAUGACCAACACCUACGAAGUGCUGGAAUUCUUAGGGAGAGGAACCUUUGGACAGGUGGUCAAGUGCUGGAAGAGGGGCACCAAUGAGAUUGUGGCGAUCAAGAUCUUAAAAAACCACCCGUCGUACGCGCGGCAGGGUCAGAUCGAGGUCAGCAUCCUGGCGCGUCUCAGCACGGAGAGUGCAGAUGACUACAACUUUGUGAGGGCCUACGAGUGCUUCCAGCACAAGAACCACACGUGCCUGGUGUUUGAGAUGCUGGAGCAGAACCUGUACGACUUCCUCAAGCAGAAUAAGUUCAGCCCUCUGCCGCUCAAAUACAUCAGACCCGUGCUCCAGCAAGUGGCCACGGCGCUAAUGAAACUGAAGAGCCUGGGGCUGAUCCACGCUGACCUGAAGCCAGAGAACAUCAUGCUCGUGGACCCGUCUCGACAGCCCUACAGGGUCAAAGUCAUCGACUUUGGCUCAGCCAGCCAUGUGUCCAAAGCAGUCUGCUCCACGUAUCUACAGUCCAGAUACUACAGGGCUCCGGAGAUCAUCCUGGGCCUGCCGUUCUGUGAGGCCAUAGACAUGUGGUCCCUGGGCUGUGUGAUAGCCGAGCUCUUCCUGGGAUGGCCCCUCUACCCCGGAGCCUCAGAGUACGAUCAGAUCCGGUACAUCUCACAGACACAAGGUCUGCCUGCAGAGUAUCUGCUGAGUGCAGGGACGAAGACCACCAGGUUCUUCAACAGAGACCCAGACUCCACCUAUCCUCUCUGGAGACUUAAGACUCCAGAGGAUCACGAGGGUGAGACGGGGAUCAAGUCCAAGGAGGCUCGCAAGUACAUCUUCAACUGCUUGGAUGAUAUGGCGCAGGUGAACAUGACGUCAGAUCUGGAGGGGAGCGACAUGCUGGCAGAGAAGGCCGACAGGAGGGAGUUCAUCGACCUGUUAACCAAGAUGCUGACCAUUGACGCAGACAAGAGGAUCACCCCUAUCGAAACGCUCAACCACCCCUUCGUUACUAUGUCGCACCUCCUCGAUUUCCCGCACAGCACACAUGUCAAGUCGUGCUUCCAAAACAUGGAGAUCUGCAAGCGUCGCGUCAACAUGUACGACACGGUCAACCAGAGCAAGACGCCCUUUAUCACCCAUGUGGCCCCCAGCACCUCCACCAACCUCACCAUGACCUUCAACAACCAGCUCAACACUGUGCACAGCCAGGCCACCAACCUGGCUCCCUCCUCCACCAACAAUGCCACCCUUUCCUUUGCAAGUCCUGAUGUCUCCAUACUAAACUACCAAUCUGCACUCUACCAGCCCUCCGCUGCCUCCAUGGCAGCCGUGGCCCAGAGGAGCAUGCCCCUGCAGCCGGGGGCUCCUCAACUCUGCGCUGCCCGGCCCGACCCCUUCCAGCAAGCGCUCAUCGUCUGCCCGCCUGGCUUCCAAGGGCUGCAGGCGUCCCCUUCCAAACACACCAGUUACUCUGUGCGGAUGGAGAAUGCUGUUCCCAUAGUGACCCAGGCCCCCGGUGCCCAGCCUCUUCAGAUCCAACCUGGCCUGCUUACACAGCAGGCCUGGCCCAGCGGCACCCAGCAGAUCCUGCUGCCUCCAGCCUGGCAGCAGCUCACCCACACCUCAGUCCAGCAUGCCACUGUCAUCCCCGACUCCAUGAGCAGCACUCAGCCCCUCGCCAACUGGAGGAAUUCCCAUCCUCAUGGCAGCCAUUAUAACCCCAUCAUGCAGCAGCCGGCCUUGUUGGCCGGCCACGUCACACUCCCAUCCAACCAGACGCUCAAUGUGGGAGUGGCACACGUCAUGAGGCAGCCCUCAACCAAUAACAACUCCUCUUCCAAAAAGAACAAACAGCACCAGAUGUCUGCCAGGAACAUGUCGGCCUACGAGGUGUCGUCCUCUCAGGCGGUGUUGUCCCCGCAGCGCUCCAAGCGGGUGAAGGAGAACACGCCCCCGCGUUGCGCUGUGCUACAGAACGGCUCGGCCUCCAACUGCCCACCGCCGCAGGGCUGCGGGGGCAGCGGAUGGGGGGCUAGCGAAGCCGAGCAGGCUUCCAGCACCACCCGCGACCAUCAGCACCAGCACCACGUCCCCAGACAGACCAUCAUCAUCCCCGACACGCCCAGCCCUGCGGUCAGCAUCAUCACCAUCAGCAGCGACACAGAUGAGGAGGAAGACCACAAGCAGAACAACAGUUCAUCUUCAAAGCAGCGGAAGAAUGUCAUCAGUUGCGUGACGGUCCACGACUCGCCCGACUCUGACUGUUCCAGCAACAACAGCCCCUACACUGUGGAGUCUAGACCCCCCAACAACAACAGCUACGACACAAAGACCACCAUCCUGGACAACUACAACAACGGCAACCCCCGCACCAUCAUCAUCCCCCCUCUCAAAACCCAGAGCAGCGAGGUCCCGAGUGAGUGUGAGCGCCUGAUGCCAGAUGCAAUGAACCAUCAGAAUGCAGCUUACAAGUUCAAAUCCUCCAAUGGAGUGGUGUCUGGCAAUAAUCACGUACCAGGGGGCGUGACUGGAGGGUCCUACCGACAGCAGCGCUCAGGGCCUCACCCCCUCCAGCAGCAGCCCCUCAAUCUCAGCCAGGCCCAGCAGCACAUGGUAGCCGAGCGAAACGGAGGUCAUCGGCGCCAGCAGGCCUACAUCACCCCCACCAUCGCCACUCAGGCCCCGUACUCCUUCCAUCACAAUAGCCCCUCUCACACGGGCAAUGUUCACCCGCACCUGGCUGCCACACACCUGCCCAGCCAGCCCCACCUCUACACCUACACGGCCCCGGCUGCUCUGGGCUCCACCGGCACCGUGGCCCACCUGGUGGCGUCACAGGGCUCGGCGCGCCACGCGGUCCAGCACGGAAGCUACCCAACAAGCAUCGUCCACCAGGUCCCGGUCAGCAUGGGCCACCGCGUGCUGCCCUCGCCCACCUUGCACCACAGCCAGUAUCAGGCCCAGUUUGCCCACCAGGCCUACAUUAGCGCCUCACCCGCCUCCACUGUCUACACUGGAUACCCGCUGAGCCCCACCAAGGUCAACCAGUACCCUUACCUCUAGAGAAGACACUGACUGACACUGGAGAGCCUGACCCAGCUCUGCUGCUUCCCCCAAACCCACCCGCCACGAGCCCCGUCAACAUCCUCGACAUCCUUUCCUCGACCUCAGACAUAAACAGAGACAGAGGAACAUGCAAUCCUCAUGAAACUGUCACGUGUAACUUGAAGAUGUAACGACAGAGAGAGAAAGAAAAAAAGUUUCACAGCCUCUCUAGAAGGGAAAGGUGGGGCUGAAUUUCAGAGGGGUACAGUUCAAGAUGUUUUUUUGUUUGUUUCUUUUUCAUUCUGUUUUUCCUAAAAGGGCCAGUGUUUGCUUUUAUUUCUCUAUUCUUCGCUUUACUUUACGAGGAAAGUAACAUCUCAGUAGUUUUACAGGGAAGUUUGAAACAGGCCUUUCGGGACAGUGGAGGAUUUCUGGUUUGUUUUCUUUUAUUUUCCCCUCUUAAAUUUGGGAAGUGACUGUUGAACAGGGGUUACUGACUGGAAGUUCGGAAUCCCAAGAGACUUGGGAGAAGGUGAAAUACGGAAACCUGCUGCUCUUCAAAGAAAAAAAUAAUGAUGGCCUUGAACUGUCUUAAUAUUUCCAAAUCAUUCAUGGUGUGGGGAGAAAAGAGAGGCAACUCCCCCCACUCCACCUUCUCCAGCCGAGGAGGCUUCUGGAAAUAUAACCAACAGAAGACAACAAACUUUUUAGUGUAUUUAUAGGUAUUUUUUCCUUUAUGUUUCACCUUUAUGACGAUACUUCAGUUUUAGCUAGGUGUCUUAGCUGGGCCCCGUUCUUAGAAUGUAGCAGUCUGCACCUGUUUGUUUUAAGAAGAAACCUUUUUCCGAUACCAAUAGAUUUAUUUGUUCCUCUUUUUUCAAUGUGAUUGCACAAAGUGGUUAUAAUAACAUAGGCAUGUACAACGUGAUUGUCUGUGUGUGCUACUGUCAGCCAUGCGUGUGUAGUCCACCUCCUCAAAAUUCUCUUCAGUCUUUAGGUUUUGACCAUUGUUCCCUCGUAGUGCCUUACAGAUAUAAUGACACAGUUUACUUGGCUUGGAUCCUGAAAGCCACAAGAGACUAUAGCUAUACUUAGAGAAACAUGUUUCCCUGGUUUGACAUCCUCGUCGGGGCAGUUGUAGCUCUCUUCCAGGUGUAGGCUCAGCCCUUGCUGUUUCUUGUCCUUAAUGACAGCAUACUAUAGGUGAUGAAGAUUAAUGUCAGAGUUGAUAUCACGCUGAGCUAUUUUGUUAUGUGUGCAUGAGAUAACUUGCCUGGGGUACUGACCAAAGUCAUAGAUAAAUUCUUGUUACGUUUGCUCUGGAUAUUAAUGUAAAUAUGAAAAUGUACAGUAUAGCUGUAGCUAUAAACCUCUAUCACAGUGGCACCCAAAAUGUGGAUUUAGUUUGUUUUUUUACCACACGAGAGAAUUCAUGCAUUUUGAUUCCAGAGAUAUUAGCUCAGAUUUCGUGCACAGGGAAUCAGUUACAGUACAAUUUUUGAGACACAGUAGAGGUUGUUAUUUUUUGAGGUUAAAAGCUAGUCCGACAGAAGGGCCUGACAGAAAGUGAUGGUUGCCAUGAGGGUGGUUCUGUGAGGCUGGAGAUAGCCAGGCUGCAGCGAAGAGACGGAGUAUGGAGGGUUGUUUGAGAGAGACACUGUGUAGGCACGAGUGAGGGGGCUGUUUGAAAGCGUAGGGUCAGUUUAGGUAGGGACUGCGGAGGGCAGGAUGAAACUCUCUCUAUCUUAAAUGGGACUAAAAUGGUAGCAAGUUGGCACUGAGCAGGUUGAUAGUAACACUGAGCCCGGGUGGUCGGUAGGAGUCGCAGGGGGCACUACCUUACCUGAAUGCACACUUAGAGUUCCGACACGAAUCCUCUUGUCGUUGUCGUUUGUUGCCGUCGUUGUUUGUUUCUCCAGCAAAGAUAAUGGGAAGUUAUUUGUCGCGCUUGAGGUAUGGGUAGCAUCUCAGAGCUGCAGGAACAGGACAGAAGGGAAACGCCGCAGCAUACACCUGGAAGGGCACCUUGUGGCCGAUUUUGUCGUCACUGUCCAUUUGUCUUCGAACCAGGUACACCACAGACAUCGCCACGCCAGCUGAACGGGAUACCUGAACACUUAGAGAACCAAUAGGGCUGUCGCUUUGUGUGCUUGCUGCUUGAUUUAACGGACAUCAUUUUUUCUUGUAGCCAAUGAUACAAAUAAUCUCCUCUGUUCAUUUGUCCUCUUGAACGUGGGCACAGCAGAACCGCUGGUGGUUUAGUGAAAGCCUUCCCCUCUCCUUCCUGGUAUGCCAUAGUACUUGCAUUUGAAGUGAUUUGUUUUUUUGUUUUUGUUUUUUUAACUUAACGUUAUCUUGAACUUUUUGACAUGGCUGUAGUACAUGUUGUGUUUAUUUUUAGAGAUUGUUGCAAUAAUUCUUGUGGGUGUUUUAUCAGAGUGUGUGUGUGUGUGUUUUUAUUCUAUGUCAGGCUCAUUUCUAAUUUGUGACCUGGGGGUUGAUGUACAGUAAUAUUUAGUAUUCCGCGGAGGUGGGUGUACCUGUGUAAAGUGUUGCAACACUGCUGAUGAUAGUAAGUGUUGAGUUGAUGAUACUCCCGUGGGGCCCUUGUAGAUAGAUGCUUUGACCUGAGGGUGUUGAAAUCCACCAGUCUCUGAAAAAGUCUCUUGAUGGGCCCCAGAGUGGUUUGUCAUCGCGGUACUUGUUUCCCCAGAAGUCUCCACUCCCAGUGUCAGCUCCAGCAUGCAAGCCUAGGGUGCAGGCAGUUAAAGAUGUGAUUACAUAGUAUGUUGCUGGUUACAUCAUUCUUCUCUGUUCUCUUGUCUUUUUAUUUUAUUGUAUCGACUUAAUUUCCUCUAGGUCACUGGGGCCUAAGCACACACGCAUAAGGGAGAUGAUUUUCCAUUGAAAUCUUUUGGCUCCUCUGUUCUGAGACAGACUACUGAAACAUUCCACUGUUGGAGAUAAUUUGGCGUUGCCCAUGCCACACUGCUGUCCUGUCCCCUCUCCUGUCGGCACGGGGACAGCGUUGUCACACUCGGACUUUUCCGCUCCUCCCACCAAAGAAUUCAACAGACUGAUCGUGUACAGCACAGCACAGGACAGGCAGUCCUCCACCGCGUUGAUAGAGCAGACAGGCAAUAACUUCUGGUCUCGUCUUUAAACGCUUUACAAGUGCUUUUGAGGACAUGUUGUUCAACCCCCCCCCCCCCCCCACACACACACACACACACACACACACACACACACUAAUGCAUGUGUGCAUACGAUGUACAAGUACACAGGAAGGAUGGAACAUACUUAAUGCAUACAUACAGCACAGUCAUGAUGUUUAGAGUGUGGACACCCAGCUACGAGAAAAGCUGCAGUCUGUGUUGAAGUUUUUUCCGUUUCCAUUACUGCUCACACUUGGCCCCUGUCUAGAUUGAAGGAUCAAUAAUUAUCUAACCUCUCUCCAAAUUGUAAUGCCAGUUUGGGUUUUUUUUUUUGUUACGUUGUCCAUGUCGUAGCUUUAUUGGUGUUGUAUGAAAAUUGUUUUACAUUAGCGUGCCAUGGAAUAGAAUGACCUGUAAAAAUGAAUUAAUCAAAAAUGUACCAACUAUACCUUUAAAACCAUGGUCACCUGCACAAAAUGAAUGUAAUAUGUGACCUGCGACAUCUGAAAUGGCUUUAGAUCUUUCUCCGUGGGUGACCAUUCAUUUGAUUUCUACACCGUUUCGUGGCCAUGCAUGAUGCAAUAAUUACACAUCUGAUCUCCAGCAAACUCCCAUCUGAGAGAAAUGUAAAAUUACCACCAUCCUCAUAAUUAGGGGAUAUGAAAUAAUCGCUAUUUUCUCAAAUGAAACAUCCACUUAAGAGUAGCCCUGUGUGUGCAACAUUGUGGAAAAUGACUUGAUGUGUACUUGAUGAUACCUUUGUCUAUUGCUCUGUUCACAUAACCAAUGUUUUGUGUUUUAUAAGAAAGGGGAAUCAGAAAUGUGAGCAUUAACGUAGAUCGAGUGACCUUACAAUUACCAAAAUGUGCUUAAGUAAAGUGUAAAAAUGUUUUGUGUUGUUGAGGUGAGUAUAGCCUUCCCAGCUAGCGACUUUACUGUUAGAGUACUGCCUUCCAAAUAAGCAACAAUACCUCCAAAGGUUUGAGAUGACAUUUAAAUUAGAGGAAAGCAGAUAAGGCAGUAUCUCUCUCUAUGAAACCUGGCAUUCUCUUAUCAAAUACACUCUAACUUGCAACUUUGCUCAUGGUAUUAUCGUCAAUACGCCUCCUCUCGGAGCUUUGGAAACGCUGAGAAACAUUCCUGAGAGCAAGACGGCACGCUGUGCUACAUUAGGCUUCUUCAGACAAACUUUGUCAAGGUGACUGAAAGCUCAGCAGUCAACAGUCACUCGUACGGCGUGACGCGUUCGGCGAAGUCGCAGCUGCUUCCCAAAGUACACAGGGGUUAGGGACAGGUGUUAGGUGGCUUAAUCAUGAGCUGACGUGCUUUCUGCAACCGGGAAAUUCGUAAUCUAGCGACGCAAGCAUUCUUAAAGCCCUUUUGGAUGAGAGUGUAUGUUUUUGAUUUUUUUUUUUUUUUGUACCUGUGUUGAGGAGAUCUGCUCCUUUUGCUGGCUAUUCCUUGGGGGAAUUCAGGGUGAGGUGGUCAAGGUUUGAUGCCAUCACUGUUAGAGGGUGUCAGAUGAUUAAAAUGUACGAAUUUAAGAACCAAAACUGAUUCAAAUGCGACUGAUUUCCUGCUCCCUUCGUUUAUUCUGAUUUGUGUAAAACCAGGCAAGGAUAUGGAUUCAUUUCUACCACCUUAAAUCCCCAAUUUACUGUGUUGUAAGAUGUUUGGUCUGACUUUAACUGAAAAACUUAGCUUUUUCCCAUCUUACUUUCAGAGAGAUUUCUGGCCAAGCAGUUAUUUUUGUGGUGUUAAUAAAUGGAAUAGAGAAGUGGUAGACCAAAGCUACAUUCAAAGCCAGAUUUGCCCGCUGACACCACAAAAAUAUUCAUCUUAAACUGGAGGUCAUGUCAGAGUCAAAAUCCCUUUUGGUACAUUCUCAGACUUCUAUCAGUAAAUUUGUAGCUCAAUUUCUAAAAUAGCUACUUGCACAACAACAUUAAUGCAAGCGUUCUAUUAGUUCAUUUUCAUUUUUCUAAAAACCUAAGAGUGCAUCAAACCCUGACCCCCUUUUGUGUCCCUUGCUGUAUGGUUUCUCAAUGGUGUAAAAUCUCAUUCUUUGUCGAUAAAGCUAAUGUGUGCUGCAGUAUUUCCUAGUAUACUUCUCUGUUUAUUGUCUUUUCUUAUUUACUUUUUGUUUAUUGGGGUGUGAUGUCUCAUUAUUUCAAUCUGUUGACGUAGCGUUCUAUGUAUACCCUUUUCCUUAGCUUAAUAUUAUUAAGUAUGUUAUGAGAAUGGAUAUUUUACUGGCUUUAUAGAAUGUUUAAAUAAAUAUAAUAAUGACAAUAAGAAGAAGGAUUAAUUAAACCUCCUAACAAGUUGAGUACUUGCUACUAAGCGCUUGUGUUACCAUUAUGAUGUUGUGUGCUUCUCUUAAUCAUUUUCGUUGUAGAAAAAUGGAGUGAAUUUAUAUUAGGCUUCGAAAAAACUAAUGAUAGCAUUGUAAAUUUUACAGGAGGAUUUUAACACACAAACAGCUUCGUCAAAUAGAAGAAUAUAGUUAUUUUAAUUGUCCUCUUUACUAACUGUAGGGUGAGAGGGGGCUCGCGUUGUGGUGAACUAUGUUAUAGCUUGUUAUUCACUGUUACUUUUGAUCAUUUUUUCGGUCUCCGAGGUGAAUCGAGUUAUUAAUGAGAAUUUGUAUGCUCACAUAUGCAUAUUGUAUAUGUGUAGAAAUGUAAUCACACUUUGUCUUGGAUUUACAUUAAACUGUUAAGUCACGGCACCAGA